AUGUUCUUGGGUUAUGCUGAGAACACAAAAGGGUACCGUUUAUUUGACUUAGAUGCUUCAACAACCAAGCUGUCACGUUCGGUCAAUAUCACCGAGAGCGCUUCCUUGUUUGAAGAACACCAGAAAAAUAUGGACGAAUCCAUGGAAGAAGCUGUUGGCGAACCGGUUCUGAAUGUGGCGAUAAACGAGUUGGAACGUGAUCUAGAGCCUAGACAAACCAAAUUACCUCUAUUAGAACCGACUUCAACUGGACAGGAACUGACAGAGUAUCAGCCACGACCAUAG
This is a messenger RNA of Peronospora belbahrii, 285 nucleotides long. Lineage: Eukaryota; Oomycota; Peronosporomycetes; Peronosporales; Peronosporaceae. The record is from the annotation of a GenBank genome assembly.